Gracilinanus agilis (Agile Gracile Mouse Opossum) is the source of this 2950-nucleotide messenger RNA. It is a transcript of the gene KIF20A, whose product is annotated as kinesin family member 20A. Gene Ontology annotation, cellular component: nucleus; spindle microtubule. Gene Ontology annotation, molecular function: microtubule binding; plus-end-directed microtubule motor activity; ATP binding. NCBI's taxonomy places the organism in Eukaryota, Metazoa, Chordata, Mammalia, Didelphimorphia, Didelphidae. The record is from RefSeq and is a predicted model, not a curated record. Gene Ontology annotation, biological process: mitotic spindle assembly; microtubule-based movement. The coding region runs from base 112 to 2790 and encodes 892 amino acids. The transcript has 19 exons.
GGAAAAAAGACUUAGGGCACCGAUAGGACCCAGAGCUAGCUCCCAGCCACUGCACCGAGAUCGAACUCGGAAGAGUCAUCGCGCCAACGGGAGGAACCUGCCACCGCUGUCAUGUCUCAGGGUAUCCUGACCCCACCUGUGGGCCUCCUUUCGGAUGAGGAAGUCAUUGUGUCGCCAAUUUUCGAAUCCACUGCUGCUGAUUUGGGAGCUGGGAUCCAAAAAGACCUGUUGUCUGAAUUCUCUGCCAUCUCUUCUCCCCCAAUAGAGCAGGUUGUACCUGAGGAUGGUAGCGGGAAGGUGAAAGUUUACUUGAGAGUUCGGCCCCUGCUGCCUUCAGAGGUAGAGAGACAAGAAGAACAGGGUUGUGUUCGAAUAGAGAACCCAGAGACCCUUGUUCUGCAGGCACCCAAAGACUCUUUUGCCAUGAGAAGCAAUGAGAGAGGUGUGGGCCGAGCCACUCAUAGAUUCACCUUUUCCCAGAUCUUUGGACCAGAAGUAGGACAGGCAUCUUUCUUCAAUCUGACAGUGAAAGAAAUGGUCAAAGACGUGCUUAAAGGCUACAACUGGCUCAUUUAUACAUAUGGAGUUACUAAUUCAGGAAAGACCCAUACUGUCCAGGGUAGCAACAAGGAUGGGGGGAUCUUACCUCGUUCUCUGGCUGUAAUCUUCAAUAGUAUUCAGAACCAGCUCUACCCAGCCUCUGAUCUGAAGCCUUCAUUUGCCAAUGAGGUGAUCUGGCUAGAUAGCAAGCAAGUUCGGCAAGAAGAGUUGAAGAAAUUCGCCCUGCUGAAUGGGAGCUCCCGGGAGGAGGAAUUUAUAAACUCUCUGAAGAAAAGCCACAACACUGAAUCACUGAGGCUGGGGACCAGUGCCAGUUUUGACAGUGGCAUUGCUGGACUUUCUUCUACUAUCCAAAGCAGUGUCAGCCUCAGCCAAAUGGAAGACACAUGUGUUAGAUGGGCUGAGCCAGAUACUGCACCAUUCCAUGUCCCAGCUGAUGUCCGGUUUUCCAUUUGGGUCUCCUUCUUUGAGAUCUACAAUGAGAUGAUCUUUGACUUAUUGGAGCUCCCCAGCCAACAGCGAAAGAGGCAGACACUCCGGCUCUGUGAAGACCAGAAUGGCAGUCCCUAUGUGAAAGAUCUGAAUUGGAUUAACAUUCAGGAUGCUGAUGAGGCCUGGAAGCUCCUGAAACUAGGACGUAAAAAUCAGAGCUUUGCCAGCACUCACCUGAACCAGAACUCCAGUCGAAGCCACAGCAUUUUCUCUAUCCGGAUCCUACACCUCCAUGGAGAAGGCAACGUGGUCUCUAAGAUCAGCGAAUUAUCCCUGUGUGAUCUGGCUGGCUCUGAACGCUGUAAGGAACAGAAGAUGAGUGAGCGGAUGAAAGAGGCAGGGAACAUCAAUACAUCACUCCACACCCUGGGCCGCUGUAUUACUGCCUUACGCCAGAACCAACAACGACUCAAGCAAAACCUUGUCCCCUUCCGUGAUAGCAAACUGACCCGAGUAUUUCAGGGCUUCUUCACGGGUCGUGGCCGCUCCUGCAUGAUUGUUAACGUGAAUCCUUGUGCCUCUACCUAUGAUGAGACCCUUCAUGUGGCCAAAUUCUCAGCCAUUGCCAGUCAGCUUGUUCAUGCCCCACCUGUGAAGCUAGGGCUUCCAUCCCUACAUUCAUUCAUUAAAGAACAAGGUCUACGAGCCACCCACAAUUUAGAGACAGAAGCUAAGCAGGAGCCUAAUGAAAACAGUGGUGAUGAAGCUGACAUCUCCAUGUAUGACAAAGAGGAGCUACUAGUGGUGGUGGAAGCCAUGAAAAAUCUUCUACUCCAAGAGCGUCAGGAGAAGUUGAAGUUGGAGAUGCAGCUCCGAGAUGAAAUUUGUACCGAGAUGAUAGAACAGAUGCAACAACGAGAGCAGUGGUUCAGUGAACACUUAGAUACUCAAAAGGAGUUGUUGGAGGAAAUGUAUGAGGAUAAACUAAAGCUCCUGAAGGAGUCCCUGCAGAGUUAUUACCAGGAAGAGGUCCAGGAGCGAGAUGAAAAGAUUAAGGAAUUGGAGGCAGCCCUGCAAGAGGCUAAAAAGCAGUCAGCAUCCCUUGAGACAGGCCUGCAACUGGAUCCCGAGCAAUCUUUACGCCGGUCUCAGAGAGUGGCUUCCUCUAUUUCUAGCAAGCAGCUUCAGGAAACUAAAGUCAGCCUAGAACAGUGUAAGGCAGAACUGGCUUCUACCACAGAAGAACUUCGGAAGUAUCAGAGAAUGUUAGAUCCACCUCCUUCAGCCAAACCAUUCACCACAGAUGUGGACAAGAAGUUAGAAGAAGGACAGAAGAACAUCAGGCUGCUGAGGACUGAGCUACAGAAACUUGGGGAAUCCCUCCAGGCAGCUGAGAGGGCCUGUUGUCAUAGCACUGGAGCAGGAAAACUUCGCCAGGCCCUGAAUGUUUGUGAUGACAUCCUUAUCAAACAGGACCAGACCCUAGCUGAGCUGCAAAAUAACAUGAUGCUAGUAAAAUUGGACCUUCGGAAGAAAGCUGCCUGCAUUGCUGAGCAGUAUCAUACAGUAUUGAAGUUGCAGGGCUCUUCCUCUGCUUCCUUAAAAAAACGGCUUGGUCCCAACCAGGAGAACCAACAACCCCUUCAACAACCCCCAGGAAAGAAACCUUUCCUUCGAAAUUUGCUUCCUCGAACCCCUAUUUGCCAAGGCCCAGGAGAGAACAGUCCCUAUGGCAGAUGCCUUCGUUCCCGUCGGUCCCCUUUACUCAAGUCUGGACCUUUUGGGAAGAAAUUCUAAUGGAACAAGUUGUAAGACUAGCACUUGAUUUUUAAGCUGGGCAAGUUGCUCUAUGCAUGAAGCUAUUUGAAAUUCUUUAUAAGCUUUAAUGUACACCAACAAGGGCUUUAAGAUGUUAUACUCCAAUAGCUGCUUUUUUCCCCAUAUGUAAUAUAAUUCU